Molecule: messenger RNA, 1207 nt
Organism: Darwinula stevensoni
Lineage: Eukaryota; Metazoa; Arthropoda; Ostracoda; Podocopida; Darwinulidae
Source: the annotation of a GenBank genome assembly
AUGGUGCUGUCAAAAUUCAAGGCAACCCUCCUGAAGUUUGAUGUGGCCUAUCCAUAUGGAGAAAAACAUGAGGAGUUCGCCAAAGUGGCUGAAGCAGCCCGAGACAUCCCAGAUCUCCUGAUUGCUGAGGUCAAUGUGAAGGACUAUGGAGACAAGGACAACGAGGACCUGGCCCAGCGGUUCAAUGUCGACGCCAAGAACUUCCCCGUGGCCAAGCUGUUCAUCGGGGACCAGGACCCGAUCCCCUACGAAGGGGAGUGGAAGUCGUCCGAACUGAUGCGGUUUCUCUCCACCAAGUCCGGGAUCUGGAUGUCCUUGCCAGGGUGCCUUGAGCAGUUUGACCGGCUCGCGAUGCAGUUCAUGUCCGAGACAUCCGAGGAUGCACGCCGGAAGAUCUUGCGGGAGGCCGAGGACGAGUGGGACAAGGUGAAGGGCAAGACCCAGCAGGUUGCAGCCGAGACCUAUGUCAAGAUCAUGCGUAAGGCCAUCGAGAAGGGCGACUCCUUCGUUCCCGGAGAAGUCGAUAGGAUCGAGAAGCUUGUCAAAGAUAAAAUCAAUAAGGAGAAGAAGGAGGAGAUGCAGAAUCGCCUCAACAUCCUUAACUCCUUCAAGAAAUCACCACGUGAUGAACUUUAACAUCUUACAACCCCCCAACAAUAACAUGCAAAAAAGUGCACUUAAGUUCUUCUCACAAUAAUACUUUAUCUUCAUAGAAAGAUGACCACAUGCACUGCAUCGACUCGUGCAUAGAAGGCUACUACUGUGAUGGGCUGGGUCAAGGGUACGUUAAGUUAGUGGGGGUCCUUCUGCUUGAUGUCCAUUAUCGUCUCGUCCUCGUGUCACUCAGCAUUGACAUGGAUGCAAAUGAUAGCCAGAUACAUUACCAUCGUUUGUCUUAUGGGAGAUUAGAAUCACUUACUUCGUUUCCCAGUGUUCAGGAUCUCAGUUCUUCCAGGUGCGCCAUUCCAUCGUCUCUCUGGGGCAUUCUCUCGUUUUGUUUUUUUGUUGACAAUAAAUUUUGGUUGCCGGUCUGAAAGCGCUUUAACGGGAAAGGGGGACGAGCUCGUCCGCAGAUGCGUCUCGUUCGUUCGUUCGUUCCGAAUCUGUUCUUAUUUUCUCAUUAUGUCGUUAGGGUCGUGCUUGGUUUUGAUAUUUUUGGUCCUAGCAUGUAUAUUUUUUCCUAGUCUGUGAAAUCAUGUCAAGUGGU